This is a messenger RNA of Bombus huntii, 7140 nucleotides long. RefSeq names its product hemicentin-1-like. The coding region runs from base 778 to 3207 and encodes 809 amino acids. The transcript is spliced from 16 exons. The record is from RefSeq and is a predicted model, not a curated record. Lineage: Eukaryota; Metazoa; Arthropoda; Insecta; Hymenoptera; Apidae.
CGAAAGCUCAUUGGCAGCAUCCAGUGUCAUCGCGGAGCUCGAGACGCGCGCUUCGUUUUUCGCGAGGGAGGUUUCAACGUUUCCUUCGAUCGGUCUAUUCGACGUAUCGCGAUUACGAACUCGGUCCGCGUCCCACCGUUUGGGUACAAACUCAUCGACUAUCGGGCUCUUGGUCGUUUCCUUUUCGAAUGCCUGCCACGAGUCGAUAUAUUAUUUUCGCUUAAAGGUAACAACGGAAAUUCGGUGAUCGUUAGAUUUUUUGUUUACGUGGAUGCCGAUCGUUGCAAGUGAACGCGCGAUGUCCAAGUUUGUUGGUCCUUGGUGAAGUUUUACACGUUAUCGGGAAGACGACGGAACAAAGUUGUGGACGAAAUCAUCGCGAGGAUCGAUGGAAGUAGUGCGCGAGGGUACGACAGGAACUCGAAAACGGCAGGGAAUAGAGAUGUCGAUCGGAGUUUCGAGUGACUGAGUAACGCGAGCAAGUGGCCUUCGGACAACCGAUGACAGCAGAUAGUAGCACGUGUUCCCGGCGUACUUUGGCCAGGACUUGAAUUCACCCUGAGAGAAUUUCUUCAAGACGAUGUUGUGAAAAGUGUGCAAACAGCCGUGCAACGCUCGGAAUAUAAAUAACGUGGCUCCGUUGGGAAAGAAAGUCGAAGGAUUACCACCGUGACCCGGACAAGAGCGUCUGAGAUCCCGCGAGCCUCGCUCGAAGUACAAGACGUAAACGUCGUUAGGAUGGUUCGAGGGUGAAAUUGUCAAGAGACGCUCAUCAGUAUGCUGUGGAUAUUGAUCGCAGUGACGUGCAUCGAGCUAUCGACCUUUGCCAACGCACAGUCGAAAAAAACUACGUCCAUGCAAGAAGAUGCGAACAACACCGAACCAGAUCAUCCGAUACCCAUGGAGUCGAUACAGGGAGUGGCAGGGCAGAAAGCAACUUUGCCCUGUAAUAUACAACCCCGUGAGCCCAACGACGCCGUCUCUAUGGUACUGUGGUUUAAAGAGGACAGCGGCGAGCCUCUCUACAGCUACGACGCGAGAAACCGACAAUUUGGCAAAGCAAAGCUGUGGAGCGCCCCUCAUUUUUGGGGAGAGAGGGCGUCUUUCAGAGCAAGCCCGCCCGCUCAGCUGACUAUUCGAGAUCUGCGGGAAAGCGAUCAGGCAGUUUACAGAUGCAGGGUGGACUUUCGCAACUCGCCAACCAGAAAUCUCAAGGUCAAUUUCACCGUCAUCGUGCCGCCAGCGAAGCCGAUAAUCUACGACGCGAAGAGAAGAGACAUGAGCAAACUUCUCGAGGCCUAUCCCGAAGGAGCUGACCUGUUCCUUGUCUGCGAGGUUCACGGAGGUAAACCAAGACCCCGAGUCACGUGGUUUCUGGAGUCGCAGACAAUCGAUGCGCCGUCGGAGAUUCGGGAGACCCAAGGGCCAGGAGGCGAAACCAACGUCGUAACCAUAAGCAAUGUGACGCUGAAGGGUCUCACGAGAAGUCACUACCACGCCAAACUGUUCUGCAAAGCAAGCAAUACUCAUUUAGCACCGCCACCCACUACCGCCGUUAUCAUCGAACUUCACAUGAAACCAUUGAAAGUGGAAAUUAUGGGCAAAGACAAAAUCCUAUCAGCGGGGAAGAAAUACGAAACAAGAUGUCAGAGCACGGGGUCGAAACCACCGGCUGUUUUAACCUGGUGGAAGGCUUCUAAACAACUCAAGAGGACCAUUAAAAACUUUCAGGAAGAUGGAACAAGCGUCAGCGUGUUACAAUGGACACCAUCGAUCGAAGACGAAGGAAAAUUUCUCGUGUGCAGGGCAACGAAUCCAAAGUUACAAGACGCCGGCAUCGAAGAACGAUGGAAGCUAAAAGUACACUUUGCCCCUGUCGUCGCUCUGAAGAUGGGCUCCUCGUUGAAUCCAAAGAACAUCAAGGAAGGCGACGACGUUUACUUCGAGUGCAACGUUAGGGCGAAUCCUAGAGCUUACAGAUUGACAUGGUUUCACGAGGAAGAAGAGCUCCAUUACAACGUUACCGCCGGCAUAGUACUCUCGGACCACUCUCUGGUACUUCAAAGUAUAACUCGAGAAUCCGCUGGAAGGUACACCUGCAUGGCCGUCAAUGUCGAGGGUCGUGCUAGUUCUAACGUAGUGAAUCUCGAGGUUAUGUUCGCUCCUGUGUGCAAACACGUUUUAAACUCGGCUGGUUGGAGGUAUCAGAACGCAACGCCACCACCUCUCAACGUUCCCGAAGAGGUUCACGGUGCCUUAAAGCACGAAACCAUCAGCUUAGUUUGCGAGGUUGACGCAAGCCCAACCUCCGUCUCCUUCCACUGGACGUUUAACAGCAGCGGUGAUCUCAGCGACAUUCCGUCCACAAAGUAUUCUAACGAAGGCACCUUGAGUAGACUCAAUUACACCCCAUCAUCCGAUAUGGAUUACGGAACAUUGGGUUGUUGGGCUAGCAACAUCGUGGGUCCCUCGAAACAACCAUGCAUCUACCAAGUGAUCGCAGCAGGCAGACCGUACCCGUUGCAAAACUGCACGGCGUACAAUCAGACCGGUUCACGGAUCAGAAUAUCUUGCGUGGAAGGAUACGACGGUGGUUUGCCGCAAAAAUUUGUCGCGAUUGUGGACAAGCAACGACUGGAAUCGCCAAAUCCUUACUGGGAGUUGGAACUUCACAAGCCAACGACGGUCGCUCUUUACGCGGUCAAUAUGAAGGGCUCCAGUGAUCCGGUGAUCAUGGAAGGAGAAGCUCUAAAAGGAGUGGCCAAGUUCACCGGCGAAUCGACAUCUUCGGUGGAUAUGUCACCGAUCCUGAUUGGCCUAGGGGGUACCGCAACCGGUUUGGGUCUAAUCGUGACCGGAGUAUUAAUGGCGCUUUGGAGGAAACACGCGGCCACUCCGGCAAAGCCAAAACCACCCCAACAACCGAGUAUCGCGACUUUUGCUACCAAAGGCGAAGAGGAAGAUGGGAAUCCUGAUCUCAUACCAACUACAGCCUUGACCAAUCAUUUCACAGAUAGGAAGCUUCUACAUUACGGUUCCUUACCGCGGAGGCCACGACAGCUAGAAGGCCGAGAAAUAUCCCACGAUGUUAUAGAAGACUCAGAUUAUCCUCGAGCAUCGCCGAACACAUUUUAUAGUCUUCAGAGGCCACAUCGAUAUUCGGAAACGGCAAUCAGAAGCGCCGUGAUCCAAGAAAGCUGCAUCUAAAGAUCGGCGAAGAAAGGAAACAGUGUUGUAAUUACAAGGAAAGGAGCAUAGUCACGGACUUGACACUUGACACACUCCGAAUAGGCUACGUUCUGUCGCAACACAUGAAAAUCAAAAAGACUAAAGCCAUGCUUAUGCAACAUUGUACACGUUUAAGCGUACGAAGAUAUUUAUUAGCUACUCGAUAACAGUAUGCCUUUGUAAAUAUUGUAUAUAAAUAAAACACAUCGAUUUCGUGUUACGCGAUUGCAUUACGAUACUUUCAACGGUCCUCGAUCUCAGGUAAACGUUCUUAAUGACUAAAUAUGCUAAAUAAGAAUUCGUAGAUACGAAAACGAGAAACUUUGAACGCGAUAAGAAGAAUGAACGAGAAAACAGUGUUUCUAUCAAUUUGUUCUUACAGCUCAGCCAAACUACCUCUUCCAUAGGUAGAUUUUUACGUAAAAUACUCGCAAACUAAAAGGAAGAAGUCAUUGGAUUCGGAUCGAGCCCUGGACUAUUUCCGCAAGAGAUUUAAUGCACCCAUGGACGUUAAAUGCACUCUGCAAAAAGGGAAUGGCGCUAUCUCGUAUAGUAGUCGAGAACAAAGCUCGAGAACGUAUAUCUUCGAAACAGACCAAAAGGUGAUCGCAUAAACUCUGCUCGGUUGCUGUUGAAAUUUAGGUCAAGGAAAGGACGCGAUUUAUUGUGGCCCCGUUUCCAGAUAAUCUUUGUUUCAAGACGCGAGAAACUCAGAUACCUAAUGAGAAUCUUCUUCUAUCUGUUUUCUCUGUUUCACGUUGCAAUCUUUGUGUCUUUUAUCACGGCUAAAUAUAUCGGACUGACCUAGUCAAGCAGGUUACUUACGGUAGAAAUCUCUUCGAUCGAGCAUAUAAUUUCUCGUAACGUUCCUUCCAACACCCUCGUAACUAAAGAUUUUCGAACGAGAAUCUCAAUAGCCUAUUCUUCCAUGUGAAAUCCGAGAGUGGAUAUAAGUAUUAUACUUUUAGAUACAAAAACCAACAAAAGCAAGCUUUCGCUAGAAAAUUUCACGCUUUCGAUUACCUUAACGUUUUAAAAACAAUUUACCUUUAUACCUCUGUAAAAAAAUAAAUAAUUAAUACAAAUUAUGCAAAAUACAAUUGAAAUCAUAAUAAAUCUCUCCUGGUUGAUAUUUGCCAGAAGUUGGUACUGAUUAAAGUAAAAAAAAAAAGAAAAGUAAUUUUAAAUUGUUAAAAUUUCAUUAUAAUUUUUAAUUUUAUCUUACUAGUAUUAUCUUUCGCAUAAUCUUUAUGCUUCGCGAUACGCCCAAUUUGAUGCUUAUCUCUGUUCGAAUAAUCCAACAGAAAGACAGCACUAUAUUUGCCAUUUUACCGAGAAUUGUAUCUUUAUUCGUUAUAUGUAAUGCUAUAGUGAAUAGUGGGAAUUGAAAAUUGUCAUAAAAUUUCUAGAACGCGAGUGCUGUUGCAAUUUUAAUUUUACACUAGUAGAUGAUCAAAAUAUCCACUCAGAGUAAUCGGACAACCCGUGAAUAGAAUAUUCAUUCUAUUUCACAACUAUAAUUUAAUACAUAUAUGUAGCCAUUAAAUAGGAAAUUCUCAAAGCAAAUCACGAUGACCACAUUAUCAUUUUGUUAAUAUUAAUUAAUCUUUAUUAUUGAUAGAAAAAAACAAAAAGAAAAGAUAGAAAAUUCCCGUGUGAAUUAUUUACGCAACACUAAUAAUUAUUAAUCUAUGCACUCAGAUCAAUAUGUUCGCAACACUAAUAAAGUAAUAGCGAUCCAAUGUAACCAUAUAGAUGGCUAGUGACGAAGCUGCGUCAGAUGAUCCAGGAACAGAAACGUGCUUCCACGGUUCAGUGGAAGAAGAUUGGGCAUAAUAUAGGCGCAACACUACUUUAAAAAACGCGAUCAUUCGUCAACGCAACUCUAACUAGAAAACUAAUUUAAAAGUUCAAAUCAAAAAAUUCGUUCAAAUAAUUGACACUAUAAAUUAUUGAAAUUACAUUACAAAAAAGACAAACUGACACUGAAUAAGAAAUUUAUUUAAUACUUGCUGAAAGUUAAAUAUUAAUACAAACAACCUCAGGCAAUCCCUUCGUGAAAGCACAUUUUCGAAAGUAUGCAAACAGUAUUCAAAACUUGUUGCUUUGACACUAAAAUUUGCCUGUCGCGAAAUUUCUUCUUGCACAUAAAAUUCAAUACAUUUCUGUACGGCAGGAUUGAACUUUAGUAUCUCUAUAUGUAUAUUUUAAAUCAAUAUGCAAAUUCAAAAAUGAAUAUGAAAAGACUAUAUGAAAUAUAAUUUGUUCUUAAAAACAUAUUUUUGAUUGUUAGGAAGUUUGAUAUAAUGAAAAAUAAAACAACUCCAAACUCUAGCCAAAUUUGAAAUUUUAAUAACAAAGUGAAUUAAAAUUCGAAUAAAGUUUAAUUACUACAGAAAUUGUAAAUUCUAGAUGUAAAAUCUUCAUUAAAUUAUAAUAAAUUAUUAAAUAAAAACGUACAUUAAUUAGACGAAGUUAACAGUAGCGUGAGUUUGGGCGGUAAAAUAAUAACUACGCGUGUAAAUACGUACUACAGAGUAGGAAAGGAACACUAGUCACGGAGUUAUACACACAUCUAAUCGCUCCGAUUUUCGUCGGUAGAAUGACACCGCGCCACGAUUUACCCGACAAAGUUCGGUUGGCGGAGAGUGGGGAGACAAAUCGAGCGUGCAUGAACAAGAGUUGUCAAAUUCUUGAAAAGGAUAUGUUUUCAACGAUUUGAUAUUACGUGCGAAGUGAAAAAACAAUAAUACGUUAGACUGAAACACAACGCGGAGAUUGUAAACACACAGGAGCUAAUAUAUGUAAUUUAUACGAAGAAAAUUAAAAUAAAAGAAAACGAAAUUAUUAUUACCGUAAAAUCGAACGAUUAUCAAACUUUUCGUUAAUGAUUAUAGUUGAAUGUAUGACAAAAAGGGGAAAGAAAGCAAAAAGAUAGGAAAGAGAAAAGAGGAGAAUGAACAAAAUUAAGGGGAGUGAAAAGAAAAACAAUUUCACUUCAACAAUACGUGACUUGUGCUUCUCAGUGUAUGUAUACAGUGACUUCGAUCGGAAACUAGCAACUGUCUAUUCACAUUCAUAUAGAAAAACGACAAAUUGCUAUAAAUCGUAUUAGAUUAUGAAUAAAAAAUAAACCAAAUUAAGAUUCUCACCAUUUCGAAGCAAUGACUUGGUGUUGUAUAUUAAAUUUUUCACAUUUAUGACGAGCUCUCGACAGUUGCUUCCCUUUUCAAGAUGACGCCGCGCGAAAUGGUGUAAUUUCAAAUUUUUAUUUCACAAUUGACCACAAAAGUGCGCUUGGUUCAGGAACGUAUCACGUUUUAUUAGUAACCGGUUAUUAGCCGGAUUUUCUUGAAAUUUAUUUCGAUAUCCAUUUAUUUAUAUGGAAAUACGAUAAAUCGCUAUUAAUUGUGUUAGCAUAUUGUAGACUAGUCGUUUUAUUACUAGCUAUAUUAAGGGUAUAGUUAAUUGUCUCUCUCUAAAUCACAACGAUAAAAAUACAAAAAUUUUCGUAACCGGCCUCAAGUAUUAGAAUAAGCACAAGAAUUUUUACGAACGUGACGUGUCCGCAAUAUGUUAAUACCUGUGCAUAUAAAACGAUUCAAAGUAGGAUUCUUACCAUUUUGAAGUAAUGAUAUGUCGAUAUGUAUUAAAUUUUCCACAUUUAUAACGAACACUCCUCAGUUACUUCCUCCUUUCAGUAUGACAACGCGCGAAAUGGAUUUCAAAGUUUAAUUCCUAAUUCUGUCACCAGAGCGCAAAUUACUCAGGCAACAAAUACAUUAAUUGCACCCAUCAUUGAAUAUUGCGGGACAGUUGAACAUCUCUGGGUAGGUGACUCAUCGACUAAGGUUAGGUGACUCCCAAAACGUGGAACACGAAAAAGCACUGAAUGUCAGAUCUAUCUUGUAC